AUGGCUGUGUCGAAGGCAGUCUCGGAACAAGAGCUUGAGGCGAAGGUAAGACGCGAAAUCCAAGCCUCGAUGGUCGAGCUCAAAGCUCAAGAGAGGCACAGGCGUAAACUUGAAGCUGCAAAGUUCUUGAUCAAGCUUGAAUGGCCCUUGGAUUCUCCUGAGACUGUUGCACAGGCAGCCGGCAUCCCAUCACCUGAUGAGGGUGCUAUUUCUGGCCCCUGCUAUUUUCUCGAGAUCAACGCUAUCAAUAAGGCCGCCAUCGAAGCAUACCUCAAGACAAAUCUGAGCCUUUCUGGCUUUUCUCCAACCUUUAUCCCUUGGAAUCCAGCAAGAAAGAGCCUUUCACCUCCCUCACUGCAUCCGACAUUGGACAUCGAAUCAACGCUACCUCAUCAACGACUAGAGUACGUGCAUGAUGAGCCAUGCCCCGCGCAGAAUGAGUACCCUGUUUGGUACUUCAUUUACGGAGACCUAGCUGAUCCCAGUGUAUUGGUCGAGCUACUGGGUGACAAUCUUCGAUUUUAUACGGCUGAGAUUAUCGGAGGAGGUUAUAUGGGAAAUUUCAGUCCAGCCAACAAUGUUGAAGAUCUUAUGUCCUUGACUUCUAUUGCAUUACAGGUUGAAACACAAGAACAGGAGGAUAUGUUACGGGCGUAUCAAGGGGAUGCCUACGAAGUCGUGCGAUGUCCCAUUUACGUUGCGUGUACGGACUAUAUAGAAUUUUUGGCUUAUGGAGAAGAGGUUCCUGGUUUGACAUUUCGGCUGAUCAAGAAAGCUACGGACUGA
Fusarium tjaetaba is the source of this 786-nucleotide messenger RNA. RefSeq lists its product as uncharacterized. Bases 1 to 786 code for a protein of 261 amino acids. The transcript has a single exon. NCBI's taxonomy places the organism in Eukaryota, Fungi, Ascomycota, Sordariomycetes, Hypocreales, Nectriaceae. The record is from RefSeq and is a predicted model, not a curated record.